Molecule: messenger RNA, 2049 nt
Organism: Octopus sinensis (East Asian common octopus)
Lineage: Eukaryota; Metazoa; Mollusca; Cephalopoda; Octopoda; Octopodidae
Product: EF-hand domain-containing family member B-like
Exons: 10
Coding region: 108-1874 (588 amino acids)
Source: RefSeq, a predicted model, not a curated record
UGACACGUAGGUCGUUGCUAAGGUCAACAAUGACACGCUUCUUCUUACGUUUAUUGUUUAGUUGAGAAUUUCAAAGAAACGCACAAGACAGGCAAACAACCAGAGAAAUGUGCGAAAAAGUUGUCGACCCUCUGUUAGAGGCUUCUCGUUUAGCCGAGGGUUCUAUUUGUAUUCAUUCCGAGCAGAGCAAAGAUAAAUGCCUAUGCUCGGCAUUAAACUAUGUCAGCCAUGAGAUUGUGGAUUGCAAGAAGAUUAUGACAGAUGACACGCCUAAGAAAACGACUCGCAGAAAAUCAAAGAAACGAAAGGAUUUGGUGGUGGAGUGCCUCCAAUACCCACCUCAGCCACAAACACCAUGCUUAUUAAAGAAAUUCCAAGACUACUACAAGACAGAUGUAGGUCUUCGCAGGAGACACUACGGUAUUUCAUGUGAUCCAGAACGCUACUUCACUGAAAAGAUGUGGCACUGUAAAGUUGUCAAAAACCCUUACCCUUUAGAAGAAGUGAUCUGCCCUCCCAUGAAAACAAAGUACCAAGAAGUAUGUGAUAAUUUAAAAGAAGACCUAUACAUGAGCAAAAAGCAUGCAAGCAUUGGAAAAAAGUCACAGUGGCACAUUUAUGCCCCAGAGUAUGUGACGCAAUUGACACAUGGGAAAACCGUUGAACCUGAUGGGGAUGUUGGGAAAGUGGUCAACCCCCCUUAUUCCCAGGCCGAACUGAGAGAAAUGGACGAUAAGUACCAUGACUUGUAUGUGGCAUCGCACAAGGACCUCUACCCAGGUGAACAUGUACAGAGGGGUUACAGGCCCCCUUUCAGACCUUCAGCAACAUUUGGUGAUGAUGUAGUUAAACACUCUAAUGGAGCUUUAACGAAGGCCAGCAUGAAAUGGAUAGACAUGGCCAGGAAGGAGAAGGCCACACCCCUUAUAUGCUAUGACCUGGAAGAGUUCAACAGGAAAACACAUCCCCGGAUAGGGUCUACGCUAAACCAGAUUCGAGAUGGCAGGAAAUUCCCAUAUAACCACAUUUUUGGUCGACAGAUAAAAGUAACUGAUACUGUGGGCACAGUAAUCCAUGAGAGCACUCCAUUCCAGUACGGCGACAUGAAGGAUCAUUUUGGUUUCCUGGUUGCACUGCGGAAACAUCUCAAUGAGACUGCGUACUCACGCUUAACUACAGUUCUUAUUGCCAUGCAGCAGGCUGAUGUGGAGAAAACUGGUUACCUGAGCACUGAUGAAGCGAUGAGAAUAAUGUUGGAGCAGGAAUUUCCAAUUAAUGUGGAAGGGUUAAGGGCAUUUCUAGAGAUGUGGAAUGAUGGAAAUGGUGUCAGCUACCAUCUGCUAAUAAACUCCCUCAACUGGAAAAGCCCUUUGCCAUGUCCACAUAUGUUGCCAUUGGCUAGAUUUGGCGAGCUUGGGGAGAAGCAAGAGGAGAGCUUAAAGAGCAAGGUGAAGGAAGAUAAGGCAAAAUCCCGUUUUCAGAAGAGUAGUAGCAUGAUUAAUUCUGUUUUUGAUGUCAAUGGAGUGACCAAAGAUUGGCGUUGUUAUGGAGUUCCAAACUUUCGCACUGAUUUAAUUCCUCCAAAGAUCCAAAACUUUUCCGACCCAAUAAACUAUGCUAACCAGAGCGAUGCAUUCAAUCUUAUAAGACCGUCUAUUUAUUCUGAAUAUGGCAUGGAUCUGGAAAUGAUGAAACCUAGGACAUUAGAUGAACUAAAAGAUAUUUAUGGCAGAAGUGGGUUACCAACAGACGAAGAAACAUUCCUCAAAAUGCAUUGUAUCGUCACCAAUGGCAACCCCGAGGAGAAAGUCAGCUUAGACAGCAUACAGAAACUAUUUCAAAGAUCAGGUGCACCUGCCAGGUUGAUUCAAUAAAUGCAGUUAUGACAUCAGUUUGCAUUAGAAGGCAUGAAAAAUAUUUUGGUGAUGUAUAUGUAUGUGUGCAUAUGCAUGUGUGUGUGUUUAUGUGUGCACACACAUAACUAUGUGUGUAUGUGUGUCUGUGUGUGCAGUAGAGUAUAUAAGUAAUAAAAUGUAUUCUCAUGUACUG